CUCUCUCGGACUGGGGGUGGGUCUCUCAUUUUCAAUUCUCAAGGAAGUGAGUGAGGGAGUACUUAGUAGUAGUAGUAGUUAGUACUUAGUACUUAGCCACUUAGGCAAGAGUAUGAAUGAGCUCAUUAUUAGUCCGUAAGUAAGCGCUGUAAUUGGUAGCCGGUAGGUUAAUUGUCACUGUUCCAGAAAUUGAAAGAGAGCGUAUUAACUUUUUAACUUCGUACUCAGGCCACCCCCACCCCCCUCCUCUCUAUAAAGCCCCCCACUCUCUCUCUCCACCCCCCAUUCCCCAACGGGUAUAUUGACAUUUGUCCCCUUCGUCUCUACAUUCUAUUUCUUCUUCUUCUUUUUCCUCGAUAUUUAUCUUUAACCAUUCUUUCUUUCCAGUGUACCAACACCCCUGCAUGCGGUUUUUAUUUUCCUGAUCAUAAUAAUAAUGUCUGAGCCACCGAGUUCGUGUUCUUCAUCUUUAAGUUCUUCGUCGUCGUCAUCAUCGUCCUCCGGGUCAACUCAGUCUAACCCGUCUACCGAGCUCGUAAAAGUUUCCAAGGAAGAAGAAGAAGAAGACAGGCCGCGGCUCAAGAGACAACGCGACAACAGCGGGAACAAGCAUCCAGUUUAUAGAGGAGUGCGGAUGCGGAGCUGGGGAAAAUGGGUGUCUGAAAUUCGCGAGCCACGUAAAAAAUCGCGCAUAUGGCUGGGAACCUAUUCCACCGCUGAAAUGGCUGCUAGAGCCCAUGACGUAGCUGCCCUGAGUAUUAAAGGCAACUCGGCCAUUUUAAAUUUUCCUCAACUCGUUGAGUCGUUGCCCCGCCCGGUCUCGCUCGCUCCCCGGGACGUUCAAGCUGCUGCAGCUAAGGCGGCCGCAAUGGCGGAGCUCAGCUCUUUAUGCUCCUCCUCCUUGUCGUCGUUAUCGUCAUCUGCAAGCGACUCAAUAUCAUCACCAUCAACAACUACAAUGACGACUUCGUCGGAGGAGUUGGAUGAGAUAAUCGAGUUGCCGAGUCUGGAGGAGAGUUUUGACUCGUCCGAGUUGACACUGUCUGACUCGGUGGUCGACGGGUGGCUGUUCCCGCCGUGGUGGGUGUCUGACGCUGAGUUCUACGGCUAUUUGCUGGGUCAAGCUGCGGUUGGUGAUUGCGAGUUGCUGAAACCCAGCAGCUUUGGGGACAUUGAAAUGGGUUAGCUCCACGUGGUACACCUAAAAUGUCUAGAAUUUUUUUUUCCUCUUUUUUUUUUUAUUUAUUAUAAAGAGAAAAUGUCUAGAAGCUGUUUGGCUUAUGGUUUACAUUUUUGUUCCACUAGGGCCACAAUAUAUAAUAUAUACCCAUGUCUAUAAUAUUUUGGUUCUUGCUAAUGUUCCCGGACGAUGAUCAUGUAAUAUAUACAUAUAUAUACAUACUUUUGCUGUUUAAUAAU
This is a messenger RNA of Coffea arabica (coffee), 1419 nucleotides long. RefSeq names its product ethylene-responsive transcription factor TINY-like. Gene Ontology annotation, biological process: regulation of DNA-templated transcription. Gene Ontology annotation, molecular function: DNA-binding transcription factor activity; DNA binding. NCBI's taxonomy places the organism in Eukaryota, Viridiplantae, Streptophyta, Magnoliopsida, Gentianales, Rubiaceae. The record is from RefSeq and is a predicted model, not a curated record.